GCCCAGCCUCGCCGAAAACACAUAGAUGACAUGCAUUAUAUCUUGCUUUCAAUCUCAAUACUAUUGAAUGCUUAUGACCAGUGAAGAUAUGGCCGCAUAAAUUAUAUCACUUAGUUCAUGUCAACCCUUUCACCAUGGUUUUGAAAGAGACUACGCUGAACGAUUGUCUUGUCUUCAUAGACAGAGUUGGCGACGACCUGCCCUUGCAUAUUCAGCGAUUCAAGAAUCAAAUUGUUACUUUCAAUAAUGACGUGAGCAGGCUACAUCCGGCGGCUAAUGAGAAUGAACUCGAAGAAGCCGAAGAAAACGCCGAGGCGGCCAUUGAGAUAGCAGAAGCCACGGAUACGAACGAAUCGAAAUGGGUAGAUUAUUAUGUAGGGCGCUUUUUAACACCGUUCGAGCGAUUCAGCAAGAUCGAUAGACAUGACAGCCGGCGGACCGCCGUCUCCAAAUUUCUGCAUGCCCACUUUAGGACUAUUAGAGAUAAGCGCUGGACAUUGUUUAAUCGCCAUGACGGAUUUAGAGUACAUCGACGCGAGGGGCUCACAAUGCCGCAGCCAGACUACAUAGCGGCAUUUCCCGCAUACAAUGACCACUAUAUAAGCAAACUGAAGAUACCCAAAGCGUGGUUUCUAAAAGAGCACUUUGAAUCGGAUAACUUUAUACACUUUUCUGAAACGACUUUCCGGCUACUUGCGCAAAAGGGUCUGUCGGCACAUAUCCAGCCCUUCCCACCAGAGCAAACAAAACGCCGCGGCAAGAAACCCGACUAUUUCUGUUUCCCAUGGUUUAUUGCUGAGUUCAAAGCGGCUAAGAAGGCCAAGGAAUUUUGCUACUGCCAGGCUGCGAAUGCUGGUUCUGCAGCCAUUUUGAUGUUUGAGAAGCUCUGCAAGUGGGAUAUCCGGAACCACAACUUUUCACAAAUCCCACCUGUUUUGACUAUGACUACAAUUGGUAGCGAGGUUAAACUGUGGGUAGUAUAUGUUAUCAAGGGCGGCAUAAAAAUGAGCCUACUAUGGGAUGGCGAUGUCAAAGCCGUGAAUGAUGCGCUGCGGCUAACGGUUAUCUUUGAAAACAUUCAUACUUGGUUUAUUCACGAACUUAAACCAACUAUAUCCAGUAAUAUAAAGCGAUGGCUCAUUGUUCAUGAGAGAGAGCUCAAGGAGAGAAAUGUUAAGAAACCCAAAUAUCGCUCGGGAAGAACGGUAUUAUUCGACAAAAAGACUGAUUAUAAAACGAAAGGGUUGAAAAAGAAUAAGCCUUCAAAUAUCAAAGCAGCAGCAGCAGCAAGAGACGAAGAAGAAAAGGAUGAGAGAGAAGCAGGUGGCGACGAAACCGACAACGAAGCCGAAGAGAGCACAGAGGAGGAAACAGAAGGAGAAGAAGAUGAAGUCGCUACUCCUAUCAACAGUAAAAAAAGUAUAUCCAGGUCCGUCUCCCCCUCAUAUUCAGGUACAACAUUAGCUGGAUCAACAGAGAAGCGCCGAAACGGGUACAACAAGAAUAACUCAGCCUCUACGCCGGAGUUAGUCAAGCCGUUACGCGUGCCUGGAAGCUAUAGUGCCCGGAGACCCAAACCUCACCGGUCGCGUAGCCAAAAUCCAUACGGCAGCAAGGACAUGCGGGGUUUUGAUAAUCUUGACGAUGAAGAAGAAAACGGAAUUAAUAGCAGCAAAUCGACCGCGUUUGAGAUGGGUGAUUUACGUGCCACUCUAGCGGACCUGACUUCAUCUAUGGCCAAAAUUCAGGCCCAAAUACAGGCACUUGGGGUGCCCAGGAUAGACGAAGAGAGCUCCAACUGUGAGGAUGAAUUCUUCACACCAGAGAGCCCGUCUGCUAAGCAACAUAGACGCAGAAAGAACCGUGUCUGAGGAACGGUUGCUUGAUCUAUGUAUAAGUAUAUAGAUAGUUUAAAAUUUGCA
Molecule: messenger RNA, 1922 nt
Organism: [Torrubiella] hemipterigena
Lineage: Eukaryota; Fungi; Ascomycota; Sordariomycetes; Hypocreales; Clavicipitaceae
Source: the annotation of a GenBank genome assembly